AACAACAAACCAGCGCGCUUGAUUCAGUUGUCAGCUGUUCACGCGAAAGUACGGGUCCUCGUUGCAUAGAAAAGCGCUCGGAACGAUGGGAGAAAGUAACGACCAAGUGAAGCAUGGCAACUACCACAAUUAUUACAAAUUUCGUGCAGAAGACAGCAUCCGUGCCGACAUCUUGCAGCAACAUUUAGCAGCCCUGUGGCGCAGUUGUGAGCCGCCCGCCGGACCAAUCCACCUGCUGGAUGUGGGCUGUAAUUCCGGCCAGUUCACGGCAAAGGUGCGUCAAAUCCUGCAGCAGGUGGGCAAAGGAACGCCGGCUGUGUGUGCCGUUGGGUUGGAUAUCGAUCAGGAGCUGUGCGAUCGGGGCAGUGCCGAGUUCCCCGAUAUUGAGUUCAUCAGUGGAAACUUGCUGGAAAUAAGCAACCGGGAAGAGGUGAAGCCUAUGGACGAUCCGAUUGAGCGGUGCAUGAAGGCUCGGAACAUUGACCAGUUCGACGUUAUCUGCUGCUUCUCCGUGCUCAUGUACGUGCAUCUGAAUGGUGGAGACGCUGGACUGCGCCGUGUGCUGGAUUAUCUGUGCAGCAAGGGGAAAUUUCUCAUUAUUGAGCUGCAAUCCUGGCAAAAGUACCGCGACCAGGUACGUCGACUGAAGCGAGACGCCGGCGAGACUUACCCACUGUACACGGGCCUCCAGUGGCGGGGCAAUGGGGGAGCGCUGGAGGGCUGCAUCAAAUCGUACGUCCAAUCGAACGGUAUGGAACUGGUGGCAGAAAGUGCGGAAAAAACUGAGUUCGAUAGGCAGUUGAUAUUUUUUAAGAAUAAAAGAACCAUUUAAAAACAUUA
This is a messenger RNA of Anopheles coluzzii, 840 nucleotides long. Its product is annotated as probable RNA methyltransferase CG11342. Lineage: Eukaryota; Metazoa; Arthropoda; Insecta; Diptera; Culicidae. The coding region runs from base 86 to 832 and encodes 248 amino acids. The transcript has a single exon. Gene Ontology annotation, biological process: snRNA modification. The record is from RefSeq and is a predicted model, not a curated record. Gene Ontology annotation, molecular function: O-methyltransferase activity; RNA methyltransferase activity; snRNA binding.